This is a messenger RNA of Cordyceps fumosorosea ARSEF 2679, 948 nucleotides long. RefSeq names its product Fip1 like protein. Gene Ontology annotation, molecular function: RNA binding. Gene Ontology annotation, cellular component: mRNA cleavage and polyadenylation specificity factor complex. The record is from RefSeq and is a predicted model, not a curated record. The transcript has 4 exons. Lineage: Eukaryota; Fungi; Ascomycota; Sordariomycetes; Hypocreales; Cordycipitaceae. Bases 1 to 948 code for a protein of 315 amino acids.
AUGGAUAUGGACGAGGACGAUGACAUCUACGUACCCGAGGAGCCUCAAGUGGACACUCAACAAGCUCAACCGCCCAUAGCAACAAAGCCCGCGGAGGAGCUUGAGGAAGGCGAGGAGGAGGACGAAGGCGGUGCUAUGGACGAAGAUGACGAUGAUUCCGACAUCGACAUUAUUACCGAGCGAAAAGACGGCACAACGGCAGCACCUCCAAGUCAAGCAAAGUAUAGCGACAUUCGGAACAUCCCGCAAAGGUCAGGCACCAAAGACAGCCCAGGAAAGCCAGCGCCCGUCGCCCCAGCGCAAACGGAAGCGCAAACGCCAUCAUCAAGUGCACUCCAGUUAGCUGCUCCGAGCGCAGAUAAAGCAUCCGCAGCUGCUUCGAAAUCGACCGUCGACAUAAACGCCAAUCCUAUAUACCCGCCAGUAGGCAAACCGAUAACACAGGUCAACAUUGACGAAGACAAUGAAAAACCAUGGCGCAGACCUGGGACGGACAUUAGCGACUACUUCAACUAUGGCUUCGAUGAGUUUACAUGGGCGUUGUACGCCGCGAAACAAGAGUCCGUCCGCGGCGAAUUUGGGGCCGAUACCUUCGCCAUGAACAACAAGAAGAUUAUGGACGACUUCAGCAACAUGAUGAUGAUGGGUGGCAUGGGCAUGGGUGGCAACAGCAACACGGGCGCGCCCUCAAUGCCCGGCAUGGACGGCAUGCCCGCCGAGAUGCAGCAGAUGAUGCAGCAAAUGAUGGCCUCCGGAAUGGACCCGUCACAGAUGGACAUGAGCCAGAUGAACCAGAUGUUCUCGGGCAUGCAGAACGGCGGCGGUGCUGCUGGCGGCGCCGCACAGAGCGGCGCGGGGCAGAACUUUGUGGGUGGCUACGGUGGCAACCAAGCCGGGUACGGAGGCUACAAUCAAGGCGCCGGCCGGGGAAGGCGAGGGAGAUGGUAG